Micropterus dolomieu (smallmouth bass) is the source of this 2263-nucleotide messenger RNA. It is a transcript of the gene slc2a9l2, whose product is annotated as solute carrier family 2 member 9, like 2. Gene Ontology annotation, cellular component: membrane. The transcript is spliced from 12 exons. NCBI's taxonomy places the organism in Eukaryota, Metazoa, Chordata, Actinopteri, Centrarchiformes, Centrarchidae. The record is from RefSeq and is a predicted model, not a curated record. Gene Ontology annotation, biological process: monosaccharide transmembrane transport. Gene Ontology annotation, molecular function: hexose transmembrane transporter activity. The coding region runs from base 483 to 2087 and encodes 534 amino acids.
UCAAGCCUCGCUUUUCUCUUUAUCCUGGAUUUCUAAAUUCUGCUUUUCUGAAACAGCCUCUUACUCAAAUGUAGCACCCGGUGGAAAGGCGAAAAGCCAGCAGAUCAACUUAAUCCUGAGCCACGCCUACUCAGCUUUCCACCUACUCCCAAGAAACCGUGUUAGCGCUAAGUUGCUGCGUGCUUCCAACUUAAAGAAGCUGCUCCAGUCCAAACGAUACCACCGUUAGGACUAGAACGAACUUUAGGUCACCUGGCAUACACUGUACGCACCAAGCUAACCGGUUGUAGAGAAACCUUCAUCAACCUGCGGCCUGCUGAAAGCGAGAGGAGCGGAGACAGCCGACUCGAGCUGAAGUGGCCACGUGGGAUAGGCAAUACCCGAAAGCGCCCGAGCUCCUGUGCGCUCCACCAGAAACACAUCAGCUAACCAAAAUUGUCCGUGUCCGAAGGACAGAACCUAAGGAGUGAACACAUCCCAACAUGCCUCAGAGCGCCCCACAGAGAAACGGCACUGCUCUGCUCCUCUGUCCCCCUCUAGGGCAACUUCUCCCCUGGUCCACUAACACUCAGCAGCCAGUCACAGCCUGUCUGUUGAGCACAGCGUUCUUUGGUGCACUGGGGUCAUCUUUCAUUUACGGCUACAACCUCUCUGUGGUCAACGCUCCUGCUUUGUACAUUAAAGCUUUUUACAAUAAGACAUGGAUUGAGAGAUAUGGGGAGCCUAUUGCAGCAGAGACAGCCACCCUCCUCUGGUCCAUCACAGUGUCCAUAUUUGCUAUCGGAGGCCUUCUUGGAGCGCUGUCCGUCUCUUUCAUCGUCAGAUUACUGGGAAGAAAAGGAACCUUGCUGCUGAAUAACAUCUUUGCUGUAAUAGCUGUUCUGCUGCUGUCCCUGGGUGAGACGGCCAAAUCUUUUGAGAUGCUCAUCAUUGGCCGGCUCAUAAUUGGGGUGGACUCUGGUAUAGCUCUCAGCGCCCUCCCCAUGUACCUGGGCGAAAUUACGCCACGAAAUAUCAGAGGUUUCAUUGGCCAGUUCAACUCCAUCCUGAUCUGCUUGGGAGUGUUCACAGGACAAGUGCUUGGGCUGCCCGAGCUGCUGGGUCAGGAGUCCAGGUGGAACUACCUAUUUUCUUUCCUGGCAUUGCCGGCAAUGCUGCAGCUGUGUGUGCUGCCCUUCCUCCCAGAGAGUCCUCGCUACUUACUGAUGGAAAAGAGGGAUGAGGCUGGAGCAGAAAGGGCCUUCCAGAGGUUGUUGGGGAAGAAGGAUGUGUCCCAGGAACUGGAAGAGGUCCACGCGGAGGCUCGAGCUCAGGACAACCUACAAACCGCUUCUGUCUUACAGCUGCUGAAGAGCCAAGCUGUUCGCUGGCAGCUCAUCACCGUCAUCAUCACCAUGGCGUGCUAUCAGCUCUGUGGCCUCAAUGCUAUCUGGUACUACACCAAUGGGAUCCUUCGGGAAGCAGGCUUUGCUGAGAACAUUAUCCCCUACAUCACACUGACCACCGGGGGCAUAGAGACUUUGGCUGCUAUCAUCUCGGGCUUAGUGAUUGAACGAAUCGGCAGAAAGCCCCUCCUCAUAUUUGGUUUCUCUGCCAUGGCCGUCUUCUUCAGCCUACUCACAGUGUUCCUUAAUUUCCAGCACAGCGCGUCAUGGAUGCCCUACCUCAGUUACAUCUGUAUACUGGCUGUGAUUGCGUCCUUUUGCUCUGGGCCAGGUGGCAUUCCCUUCAUCCUGACCGGGGAACUGUUUGAACAGUCCUACCGACCUGCCGCCUUCAUGAUUGCUGGCAUCGUCAACUGGCUGUCCAACUUUGCUGUGGGCCUUCUGUUCCCAUUCAUUCAAGAGAAGCUGCAGUCCUUUGCCUUUCUGGUGUUUGUGGUGGUCUGCAUCUUGGGAUCUGUCUACCUUUAUGUUGUCCUCCCUGAAACCAAAAACAAAACAUUUAUGGACAUCAGUCAGAGCUUUACCAAGAUCAACAAAAUCCCUGUCCCCUCCCCUGGCCAUGAAAUGGAGCUGGUUCUGUCCAUCAGACCUGACCUGAACAGGAAAGUCCAAGAUGACACUAAGAUGGAGAGUUCCUUCUAGCUGAACAAACUACACAAACUGUGGAGAAGCAAGGUUGAAAUAUAAACUUGUUUUUACAUAUUUAUUUAAUGGCUGUGAUCAAUGAAAUGAAAACCAUUGCUUUUCAAUGUAUUAAGGUAUUUUCUAUGUUUUGUAUGAUAGGAACAUAUACAGUAUUUCAGUUUACAGCAAUUAUU